CUUCGAAGCUAUUUAGCGGGGCUGUCAGUUAUUCCGGCAGCCCGAAUCCAUUGAAAGCGCCUGCCUUUAUACUGCACACAAAGGAAGAAAGCCAGGCACCCACUCACGCUUUCUGUGAGCUUCUUAAAGAGAGCGUUGCACAUUCAACUGAAACAGCUGCAUCGCUGUUUCUCAUCAGUGCAGAGAGCCUCUGCUUUACCUCCGCCAGGCUUUGGGGCUGUCAUCGGAGGGGAACGCUUGGGGGAUCUUGACAAGGCAUUGAGUUUUGUGGCAGCUGUCACCAAAAAGGCUGGAUGGAUAUCCAUGGUCUUCUGAGACUUCCCUGCAUUUAGAUGGUUCUUGGUCUCUCUCAGCUUUGCACGAUCAGCAUUUCAUGGUCCAGAGGGUGUUCCAGACGCAUCUUGCAGCAUGCCUGCAUUGAUUUGAAUCCAGCAACCACAGGCAAGCCAGCGUUAAGACAGCGUGGAAGCCACUGCUGUGGGUUUUACCACGAAGAUGCACGUUGAAGGUUCCUGAAAACAUUUGACCCAAUGGAGGAUUCCAUCUAAAAUUCUUUGCAAAGGUAAAAAAAUACAUUUUAAAAAUUAUUGGGAAGCACAUUGUUUGCUUUUAAGGAUUAUAACUGUAGCAAGUUCAAUACUUUGUUUGCCUCUUCACAUAGCAGGCAUCACCUUGCUCACAUCUGACCUGCUUCAGAACCAGGUAUUUGAGUUGGAGCACACCUGGAAAGACAUUGUGAGCAGCUCUAGAAACCGACCUCUUUGGCUUACUGCAGCCCUCUAGACUUCCAUUCAAAGGAAGUUCUCACUAUCCUACAAAGGACGGCUUGGUGAGAGAGAAAUGCAAGUCUCCAUAGCAUGCACAGAGCAUAACCUCAAAAAUCGGAAUGGGGAAGACAGACUUAUCAGCAAACAGAAUACCAGCGGCUCAAACGCAGUUAAUGCAGCCCGGGCCAGAUUCCGGACAGUGGCAAUUAUUGCUCGCAGUUUGGGAACCUUUACUCCUCAACACCAUAUUUCUUUAAAAGAGUCCACUGCAAAACAGACUGGCAUGAAAUAUAGAAACCUUGGGAAAUCUGGAUUGAGAGUUUCAUGUUUGGGGUUAGGGACUUGGGUUACGUUUGGAGGUCAAAUUUCAGAUGAGAUUGCUGAACAGCUGAUGACGAUUGCCUACGAGAGUGGAGUAAAUCUGUUUGACACAGCAGAAGUGUACGCGGCUGGAAAGGCGGAAGUGAUUCUGGGAAACAUAAUAAAGAAAAAAGGCUGGAGGAGGUCAAGUCUGGUCAUUACAACAAAACUCUACUGGGGAGGAAAAGCAGAAACAGAGAGAGGACUUUCAAGAAAACACAUCAUUGAAGGAUUAAAAGCCUCUCUCCAGAGACUGCAGCUUGAAUACGUGGAUGUUGUCUUUGCCAAUCGGCCAGACAAUAAUACUCCGAUGGAAGAAAUUGUCCGAGCUAUGACACAUGUGAUAAACCAGGGAAUGGCAAUGUACUGGGGAACCUCCCGCUGGAGUGCCAUGGAGAUCAUGGAAGCCUAUUCUGUUGCGAGACAAUUUAAUAUGAUCCCACCAGUGUGUGAACAAGCAGAAUACCACCUUUUCCAGAGAGAGAAAGUCGAGGUUCAGUUGCCGGAACUAUACCACAAGAUAGGUGUUGGAGCGAUGACAUGGUCUCCGCUGGCCUGUGGCAUUAUUUCAGGGAAAUACGCCAAUGGAAUUCCUGACAGCUCAAGGGCUUCUCUGAAGUGCUAUCAGUGGCUAAAGGAGAAAAUCGUGAGCGAGGAAGGGAGGAAACAGCAAAGCAAACUGAAAGAUCUGUUCCCGAUCGCUGAACGCCUGGGAUGCACACUACCUCAGCUAGCCGUUGCAUGGUGUCUACGCAAUGAAGGUGUCAGUUCUGUUCUCCUUGGCUCUUCCAAUCCAGAGCAACUAAUAGAGAAUCUUGGAGCCAUACAGGUUCUUCCGAAGAUGACAUCCCACAUUGUGAACGAAAUUGAUAAUAUUUUGGGGAACAAACCUUACAGCAAGAAAGACUACAGAUCCUAAUGCUUUGCAUGAUUAAACUGGACUGCAUGGCUAAAAUAGCACUCUGUACCUUGUGCAGUACUGAGUCAAUCCUACCCAGUUAUAAUUACAAUUAUUCAGCAGUCUCUCUUGUCUACUAGAUUCUUCAAGGUGGUGUGCUUCGCCAACAUCCAAGAGCACAGUGGAUCUCUCUGAACAGCUGAGAUUGUCCUUCCUCUUUGUAGUGCAUAGUCACAAAACUUCUGGUUCAAUUCUGACUCUGGGUGAUGGGCCUAGCCCAGUGGGGGCAAAUCCUGUCUGGGUUAUGCUAGUAGUCAUGUCAGGAUCCCCACCCACCCCACUUGCCCUCCCCCUCAUACCUCUGCAAUGCAAAAAAAAGCUACUUUGGUGGAUUCCCUACCCUUGUGGGGCAGGUUUUAAUAUGUGUGGGUGAACUGCACUGGGACUCACUCCCUGCUACUAGUACUAUUUGUGAAGGCAUUACAUGAGACACUGAUCCGAAGGUCCCCUGGAGUCAGACAGAACAUCUCACCUGGUUGUGCCCCACUGAUGGUUACUUUUCCUAUGACCUUUCCUGUUUAUGCAGUAACAAAUAAACAUGUAAAGAAACAAUGCAAGAUUUCUAAUCUUUAAGUACCUGGAAAUUAAAAGAAGGGUGUACAGAUAUAUUUUUGCAACAAACAAAAAGCCAGAUAAAGGUUUUGCUUAAAGAUAUAUUACAAAAUGUUUCAAGUGUAAAGAUUUAUCAAGGAUAAAUUAAUUCAGGUUUGCUUUUCAUUUGCUUUUUUAAGGCUGAGAUGAGUUCUACAGUACUAGUCUAGUUUCGGCACUGACAGAAAAAGGGCUGUCCAUUUGAAGACAGAAACAUUUCUUAAGAACUUACAGCAGUUUAUGUCCACCAGUCAUUUCAGGAUUUGAGAUAAAUUGUCCUUGGCAGAUGCACAUUCCCACAAACAAGGGAGGGUAUGAUGCAGCCAAAGGUAAGCACUGAAGCACUGCACACAUUUACCUGGGAGUAAAUCUUCUUGAACAUACUACUACUUACUUCUGAGGAAACAUGCUCAGGAAUGUACUGUUAAACAGAAUU
Pogona vitticeps (central bearded dragon) is the source of this 3112-nucleotide messenger RNA. The record is from RefSeq and is a predicted model, not a curated record. Lineage: Eukaryota; Metazoa; Chordata; Lepidosauria; Squamata; Agamidae.